AAGUACCAACUGGAUUCACUUUCCUACCAGAAACAAUGCCGAAGUAGUUAAUCGACGUUACUGUCCCUUGUGGUGACGGACAAACAAAAAAAAAAAAUAAAUAAAUAACACACGCCAAUUGUGUAAUAAAUUCAUUCAUCGCAAACACUUUUUUAAUGUUAAAAAUACUACAAUAUCGUUUUCGUUCAUCGGUACAACCGUGGCACUUGAACUACAAGUUGGUGGACGGUCAUUUUUGUAAUAUGGAUAGACUAUGUCUAAUUUAGAUGACUGUCGGGAAUCGAAUAAUUCAACAGUGUGACAAUAUCCACGAGACCACGACGUAUAAAACAUACACUGCAAUACGCGACACUACCAGCCGACUAUCGUCUGUUUAUUUAUAGAUUACGCUUUUUUGGGGAAGUUUGACAAAUACGUACACCAUUUACCAUGUAAACACUGGCAUUGUUAUAAAUACAUUUUUCUUACUGAUUAUCGAUCGAUAAACAACAAUAGUCCAGGAUUCCCGGUGUUCAUAUGGCUUCAAUUACGUAAAAUACCGAUUGUACCUAAUUAAAACCCCCGAAGACCCACACCGAAAAAAAAUAUUCAUUAGUUAUUUUAAUGAUACAAUAUUUUAAACGGUUCACAAUGUUUAUAUUGUUAAAUGGAACAUAGCUUAUAAAAAUAACACUAUAUAUUAUCAAUAAGAAUAGAUACAUUUGUAGAAAUAACACUAUAUAUUUUCAAUAAGAAUAGAGAAGAUUAUUAUCAAAUCAAUCAUAUUUAUUAUUAAAUUGACAACAUGAUAAUUAUUAUUUUGAUAUAUUGAUACUAAUGUUAAUCAUAAAACUCUUAUAAUUACAUCAAUGUUUUUAUCAAUUUUAAAGUCAGUAUUGUACUAUUAGAUGACUGUCGGGAAUCGAAUAAUUCAAUAGUGUGACAAUAUCCACGAGACCACGACGUAUAAAACAUACACUGCAAUACACGACACUACCAGCCGACUAUCGUCUGUUUAUUUAUAGAUUACGCUUUUCGCUUUAAGUACUAUUCAAAGUUGGUUAAAUUCUAUAAAAUACGUGGCUGGAUAUAAUGCAGAAUACAAUGCUCAGUUAAAAAUAAUAACAAAAACCAUGUCAGUUCAAGAAAAAAAAUGUGUUAUCUUAAUUGAUGAAAUAUCUAUAAAAUGUUGUUUGGAAUAUAACGAAUCCCUUGACAUGAUUGAAGGAUUUGAAGAUUUUGGAAAUUUACGGCGUUCAGGAAAAUCAGCUAAACUUGUUUUAGUAGUAAUGAUUCGAGGAUUAUGUAAUAACUGGAAAUUACCAUAACUUACUAUUUUAGUUCAACCGGCGUUUAAGGAAACCAAUUAGCAGAAAUUAUGGAACAAACUGUCGAAACCAUAAUAAAACUUUGAUUUUCAGCUGUUCGUAUAACUUGUAAUCAAGGUACAGCAAAAUCGUAAAAUGUACACUUUACUUGGUGGUAGUUCAGAAAAUCCAUUUACGGUAAUAGGAGGAAGAAAAGUAUUUUUGAUUUACGAUGUUCCUCACUUAGUUAAAAGCGAGGGGUGAACACCUUGGGGGUAAUCAGUGUAGAAGGUGAUGGUAAUCAUGGGUAUUCAUGGGUAAUCAUAGGUUUAAUCAUUGAAAUCAGUAAUCUGGUGUACAAAAUGUCUGUCAGGUGCAUCUUAUACAAAUUACAAGGUAAGUACCUAAAUACUUAUUAUUUUUUACAAGGAAUUAACGUUCAUAAUUAGAAUUAUAUUAUAUCGAAGAGGUAAAACUUAUAAGUUCUUAGGAUCAAAACUAUAAACCCUUCUAUUAACAAUUGUAUGUAAUUAUGUGCUUUAAAUUAUUAAAUAUUAUUAUGUAUUUAAAAUUAAUGGUAUUAGCAAGGGUGUUAGCACUAAUAAGGGUAUUAAUUGUUAAAGAAAUUAAUGUAGGUAGGUAAAAAAAACUUAUUGAUUUUAUUAGAACGAUGCUAAAAUAACAUUUUGCUUUAGACAAGCUGUAUAUUACAGUUUAAGUUUAAAACAUGGUUUUAACUAUUUAGUAGAUAAAUUAAUUGUACUAAUAGGCAAUAGCAAGGCGAUAGCUACCUUGUACCUACCUAAUUAAAAAAUGAGUAUGAUUAUUAACUCAUAAUACAUUUACUAUAUAAUAUAUACUCAACUAUGUUAAUUAAUUCAAAUGUAGGUAUAAUAAAAAUAAAAUCAAUGGUUAAUAUUUGUUAUGUAAAUUUAAUUUGAAGUGAUAUAUUUUUAACUUGGCAACAACCCUGCCAUGUGAAAUCAACCUUGUUCAGGAUACAACAAUAAACUUGCCUCGGAUAUGUGGAGCUUUGGAGAAGAAUACUGGAAAAUAGAAACCUGGCUUAUUUUUUGGAACUUUGAACAUUCGCACACUUUUCAAACCGGGAGCAGCACAAUGCUUAGUCAAAGAAAUCAGGAGAUAUAAUUUAGGAGUGGUAGCCUUGCAGGAGAUUAGGUGGAAUGGCAAAGGUACCUUGGAUCUUCAAGACACGACUAUAUUCUACGGGGAAUGUAAUGAUCGAAGACAAUUUGGAACGGGUUUUGCUGUACACAAAAGUAUAGUUCCUUUGGUAACAGAAUUUAAAAGUACUAACCCUAGGAUAUCAAUAUUGACGAUUAAAGGGAAAUUUUUUGAUAUCACUUUCCUGAAUGGGGACACGCACCUACGGAAGAAAAAACACCAGAGGAAAAGGAUGAAUUUUAUGAGAAUCUGGAACAAACCCUAAAUGAAAUCCCCCGAAAUAGAAUAAGGAUAGUCUUAGGCGAUUUUAAUGCCAAAUUGGGAAAGGAAAACAUAUUCAGAUCAACCAUUGGUAAUCAUAGCAUGCAUGACAUAACUAGUGAAAACGGACUUAGACUUAUCGACUUUGCGAGUGGUGGAGGACUUGUUAUGAAAAGCACAAUGUUCCCACGCAAAGAUAUCUACAAGGGGACUUGGAAAGCGCCUAAUGGUAGAUACACUAAUCACAUAGACCAUGUUAUGAUUAACACAAGGUUUAAAAACUGUAUACAGGAGGUAAAAACAGUCAGAGGAGCCGACUGUGAUUCGGACCACUACCUGGUAAAAGGAAAACUAAAUGUGAAACUAAAAAAAUUGGGAGUUAGGAAAGGUACAAUGGUGGACAGAUAUGAAGUAAGUAAAUUUAAGGACAAAACUGUAUGUGACCUUUUCAAACAACGGACGAAUGAAGCAAUGUCUAACCUACACAUAAAUCAAUUAGAUACGAUUGACGGCAAAUGGAAGGCAAUAAAGGAAACCUUAAAAGUGGUUACAGAUACGACCAUAGGGAAACAAAAAAAAGUAAAGAAACCUUGGUUCAACACUCCUUGUGAAGAGGCACUUAACAGAAGGAAAGAAGCUAGACUACUAUGGAUCAAUGACCCCACCAAUAGAGAAAAAGAAUCUACGUAUAAAGAACGCCAAAAAGAGGCGAGUAAUAUUUUUAGAUUCGAAAAACGUAAUACACGAAAGAUAUACUGUGGGAAGCCGAGACCAACCAUAGAGUUAACAAAACUCGUGAGCUGUAUCAGAAGAUUAAUGCAAUUAGGGGUGGGUACAAAAAACAUGAAAAAUUCUUAAAAAAUGAGGAUGGCUCCAUAAUUACGGAACAAGACAAGAUUAUAGAAAAAUGGAAAGAGUAUUUUAACCAACUGCUUAACUGUGAGGACCCUCCUGAAACUUUCACAUGGAUAUCAUCUGACCCUAAC
Acyrthosiphon pisum (pea aphid) is the source of this 3718-nucleotide messenger RNA. Its product is annotated as craniofacial development protein 2-like. The transcript is spliced from 2 exons. The coding region runs from base 2835 to 3590 and encodes 251 amino acids. The record is from RefSeq and is a predicted model, not a curated record. Lineage: Eukaryota; Metazoa; Arthropoda; Insecta; Hemiptera; Aphididae.